Molecule: messenger RNA, 4254 nt
Organism: Chinchilla lanigera (long-tailed chinchilla)
Lineage: Eukaryota; Metazoa; Chordata; Mammalia; Rodentia; Chinchillidae
Gene: Znf280c
Product: zinc finger protein 280C
Exons: 20
Coding region: 279-2486 (735 amino acids)
Biological process (GO): regulation of DNA-templated transcription
Molecular function (GO): RNA polymerase II cis-regulatory region sequence-specific DNA binding; DNA-binding transcription factor activity, RNA polymerase II-specific
Source: RefSeq, a predicted model, not a curated record
CGCGCGUGGCUAAAUACUCUUCGCUGAGAGAAGCGCUCAUUGCGCGCUGGAAGUCUCCGUGGCCGCCGUACUUCGGCGGUCACCUAGUAUUUUCGCGCUCCUCCCUUUUCUUUCUCCUUCUCCUCGGAGCCCGUGAGGCCGAACUGCUCAGCUCUCGCGGGACUGCGCUUCUGUGUCAGAGAAAUCGUGCUCCGUCCCGUUAUUGUCUCGCCUAGUAUGGGAGCCCUGAGGAGAAACGUGGAAUAGAUGCGCGAUUUUCUAACCGUGACUGCAGCUUGAUGGAUGACGACAACUCUUUUCAACAAAGAAGUAAUUCGAAAAUGGCAGAACUAUUCAUGGAAUGUGAAGAAGAAGAGCUAGAACCAUGGCAGAAAAAAGUAGAACCACCACAGGUUCAAGAUGACGAUGAUGAUGAGCUAAUCUUUGUUGGAGAAAUAUCAAGUUCAAAACCAGCCAUUUCAAAUAUUUUGAACAGAAGUAACACCAGCUCAUCUUCAAAGGGAAUAAAGAGUGAGUCGCUUGGUCCAGGAAUUUCUGAUAUAUUCAAACCUACACGUCCACAUUACAAAGUCCCAACAUCAAAUCCGGUGGCUGCCUUGCCUAGAUUUCAUCCUGACUCUAAAUCUUCACAAAGUUCUGCUGUUGCUCAGAGCAUAUCUAAAUCUGGUUUUUCAAAGAAUUCAUCACAAGUUGAUUCGGAUAAUUCUUCAGUCUCAUUGUUUGACUCAUCCCAGGAUACAAUACCACUGUCCACAGGCAUACAAAAAAUUUUUUUGCCAGGUGUGGAUCAAACCUCAUUUGGAUUAAAACGUCCUUCUACUUCUAAAAUAAACAGUGUUAAUCCAAAAAAGCUAAAGACCAGCGAAAGUAUUUCUGAAAUAAGUCCAUCUUCUUCAUUGUCUUUAAGUAAUUUUUCAGAGGCACCUUCCCAGAUUGUGGUAUCAACAGAUUCAAAUACCUCAUCUAUUGAACACAAAACUGGAGAGCCUGUCCGAAGAUGUUGUCCAAAGUGCAAUAUUCAAUUCAGUCGUUUGGAUCCUUUGAAAUACCACAUGAAGCGUUGUUGUCCACACAUGUUAAAUAACUUUGUGGGAACUAUUAAAACAGAACCUUCGUCUGCUGAAGGCACAACUGAUACUGGUUCAGACAAAGAAAAAUUGGUCAUGUUAGUUAGUGACUUUUAUUAUGGAAAGCAUGCUGGAGCCUUGGAGGAAGAACCGAAGACUUAUACAACCUUUAAAUGCUUCAGUUGCUUGAAAGUUCUUAAAAAUAACAUUAGGUUCAUGAACCACAUGAAACACCACUUGGAACUUGAAAAGCAGAAUAGUGAGAGCUGGGAAAGCCACACCACCUGCCAGCACUGCUACCGGCAGUAUCCCACGCCCUUCCAGCUGCAGUGCCACAUUGAGAGUACACACACUCCCCAUGAAUUUUCUACUAUUUGCAAAAUCUGUGAAUUGUCAUUUGAAACAGAGCAUAUUCUUUUACAACAUAUGAAGGACACUCAUAAACCUGGUGAAAUGCCGUAUGUUUGCCAGGUUUGCCACUUUAGAUCAUCAAUAUUUUCUGAUGUGGAAACUCAUUUUAGAGCAUCCCAUGAAAACACUAAGAACUUGCUAUGUCCAUUUUGCCUCAAAGUUAGUAGAAUGGCAACCCCCUACAUGAAUCAUUACAUGAAACAUCAGAAAAAGGGAAUUCAUCGUUGUUCAAAAUGCAGAUUACAGUUUUUGACAUGCAAGGAGAAAACAGAUCACAAGGUACAACAUCGUACAUUUAUAAAGCCUAGAGAACUGGAAGGAUUGCCUCCUGGAACAAAAGUUACUAUUCGAGCAUCAUUUGGACCACCUCAGUCAAAACAACCAAGUACACCUUCCAGUUCUGCUCCAAGCUCUUCUUCUCUUGAAGUCUUACCUCCCGAAUCCAAAACUACAACUGCCAAAAAUCUCACAAAAUAUAAGACAGCUAAGUUUGAAGCAUCUGGGUCCACUGCAAAUAAACCCAAUACAAGUAAAUCGAGUGGAGGUACAGCUAAAAACAAAGCAAAAGUCUCUUGUAAGCAUAAGAGACAGCGCAACAGAAAAAGUAAACUCAGUGUGGCUUUGAAGAACUUCAGGUGUCUUCGGGGAACUUACAAGUGUAUUGAGUGUCGUACCAAAAUAAAAGAUUUUGCAAACCACUUUUCUGUACUUAUCAACUGUAAUUUUUGCAAAUACAGCACUAACUGUAACAAAGCCUUUGUAAAUCAUAUGAUGAGCUGUCAUACUAGCCAGCCAAAUAAACGGUUUUAUAUUUUCAAGAAGCAGUUGGGAGCUUUCAGGGGCAUUACUCUAGUGUGCCUUAAGUGUGAUUUCCUAACUGAUUCUUCUGGCGUAGACCGCAUGGCUAAACACUUAAGUCAACGUAAAACUCACACUUGCCAAGUUGUAAUAGAGAAUGUUUCCGAAAGUACCUCAACUUCUGAACACACUUCUCUGACUGCUUGUUGAAAUAGAUUCCUGCUCUAUGGAGCUCGUGCAACCUGACAAGACAACCAAGACAAGUUGGAAUUUCCUAAGUUCAAAGUUCUAAAGUGUUUUCUUACACAACGGCAGUUUGCUAAAUUUCAGUGUUCUGAAGUGUUUUCUCACAUGAAGGCGGUUAACAAAGUUCAUGACACUAGCUCUCAUUCAGCUCUUUUCAGCUUUCAGAUGACACGAGAUUCUUUUUCCACCUUAUCUUUGUGUCAGGUUAACAUAUCUUAACAUUUUUUUUUUCUUUUCUCCCAUUGGCUUUCCAGAAAUACCUUUUGUUGCUAUGGUCUUUUCUUGCUUUGCUUAAAAUAAUUUUUCUGUGCUGUACUUUCUUGCCUUCAGAAUAUUACAUUCCAAAUGACAUGGCUGUUCAUCUGUUAUUGUCUGUUUUGUCUGCUUUCUUAAUUUCUUAUAAGUCUUACAUUUUUAGGUCAGAUAGCUGUUUUUUCCCCUCAUUCCUUGUCUGUCAUUAUUCUAUUUUUCGUAUUUUUGAGAUGCAGAAGCAACACAGAAGUUUCAAAAAAUGUCCAGUGUACUCCUGGACAGUGUCCCCAUUCGAUGGACACAACUGAUGCCUGUUCUCUCUUUCCAAGGAAUGUGAAUUAUUUGACUGUGAGACCUCUUCUAGUUUGUGGCCUUAAGAAAUCAGAUCUUGGGGAGAGCCCCUUCCUAUCUCACUGGCCUCUCUUACGGCUGAUGCUAAUUUGGCCAGAAAUGACCUGAAGGCCCACCAAAUCGAGCACAACUUUUUUCUGGGGCUUUGGGUUCUUGAUCUUAAGGUUUUUUUGUUGGGGGGGGGGCUACCGGGAAUCAAACUCAGGACCUUGCACUCGCCACGCAGGCGCUUGUGCCACUGAGCUAUAUCCCCAGCCCUUGAUCUUAAGCUUAUGGGUUGAUUCGUACCAAGAAAAGCCCAUCAACUCAUUGCUUCAACAGCUGAGUUGAAGUUCAACCAUUUUGGCUGCUGCUCUUUAAUCUUCCUGUAGUAUGUGCGCAGUCUAAGAAGUAUAAAAAUUCUGGUCAUGUAGGAUACCAAGAUUACUUCAUGUUCUUGGAAAAACAAACUUUCUAAAAUUACAGUUCCAAAGUAACGCUUACUCAUAUUGUCAUUUAAAGUUUUAGCCAGUAUUCUAGGAGUUUUCAGUAAUACUAAUAUUUAGGUUUUUUGAAUUUUUAAAAAAUUUCAUUAAGUUCUGGUAGCUUGGUUUUAUGUUGUUCUUCAUCCAAUUUAUGGGUGUUCAUUUUAUUUUCUACUUUUGUACUGUUCUCUUUAAAGCAUUUGUUUUGUGUUUGUUUUGUUUUUGUUGAGAACUAUAAGAAAUUUCUUUAAAAUUCUUCACAAACUUCAUGUAGCUACCUACUGGUAGCUUCGCAAUUUAGUACUUGUUCAGAUUAUUAAACAUUACCUAUUCUGUCUCUGUUGGAACUAUCUUUAACAUCUUAGGGAUUGUGGUUUGAUAUAAAGAAUUGGCGAAAAUGCCUUUUACAGACCUUAACAUAAGUCUUAAGGUUACCUUUUUGUUUGCCUAGUAAAUAAUAUCUUCUUAGCCAUUAAUGUAACUCCUUUGGAUAAAGAUAAUAUAUUCAAAAAUACUGGGACCAAAAAAUGCACUUGUUUCUUGCGCAUAUAUAUAGAUGUAUAUUUUUUUUAAUUUGGUGUUUGUUUAUUUUGGUUACAUUGAAUAUAGAUUUACUGAACAGUUUUGAUGUUACUUAUUUUUUUAAUAAAAGUUGUAUUGUUAAA